Messenger RNA from Beta vulgaris subsp. vulgaris (sugar beet), 3471 nucleotides. Its product is annotated as pentatricopeptide repeat-containing protein At5g42310, chloroplastic. Gene Ontology annotation, molecular function: protein binding. The record is from RefSeq and is a predicted model, not a curated record. NCBI's taxonomy places the organism in Eukaryota, Viridiplantae, Streptophyta, Magnoliopsida, Caryophyllales, Amaranthaceae. The coding region runs from base 182 to 1558 and encodes 458 amino acids. The transcript is spliced from 2 exons.
UUUUGGGACGGAGGGAGUAUAAUGGUAAAUUGGUAACAUAAAGGGUAAAAAAAACAAUUUCUCUUAACAAAAUAACGUGGUUAAAGUAAUUUGAGAAAUUUCCUCAGCGUGAGACCACACUUGCUCUUCAAAAAAAAAAAUCUGCAGAAUUUCGGAGUUGGAAUUCAGGUUCCAUUUCUCCAUGAAAAUGGAGCUGCGUUGCAUUACCUUGUUCGCAACACCUUCAAUUUUUCCCAGGUAUCCCAUCUCUUUUCUCAUAUCUUCAUUUUAUCCGCAUUUCGCUAAACGUACAAACAAACCAAGCAUUUACACUUGCUCUUGCUUUUCAAUUUUUCAAAUUGGAACCACAAAAUCCUCAGAAAACUUGCCCAAUUCUUACAAUAAGUCAUUUAUGGAAUACCCAAUUGGAAAAGAACUAUCUUUAGAGAUGUAUAGUGAAAAAAUUAGCCAUUAUUGUAAAAAAGGGUAUGUAGAUAAAGCUAUGUCAUGUAUAUCUGAAAUCCAGGCACUGGGUUUGUGUCCUAAUUUAUUUUGCUAUCUAUGUUUGAUUGAGGGUUUAGGAAAUGUUGGUAGAACCCUUGAAGUUGAAAUGGUUUUCCAAGAAAUGUUAUAUCUUGGGUUGAGACCUAAUGUUGUGGUUUUUAAUGUUAUGCUUAGAGGGUUUUUAAGGAAAGGCUUGUAUGAACUUGCUAAUAGAGCUUUAAGGGUAAUGGAAGAUUUGGGUAUGUGUAAAAAUCAAGAAACUUUGGAGAUUUUUUUGGAUUAUUAUGUGAGUGGUAGGAGGUUGAGUGAUACUUGGCGGAUUAUUGGCGAUAUGAAGAGAAAGGGUUAUCGGCUGAAUUCGUUUGCGUAUAGUAGGGUAAUUGAGCUUUAUAGAGACAAUGGGAUGUGGAAGAAGGCGAUGGAAAUUGUUGGGGAGAUAAGUGAGAUGGGGGUGCCUAUGGAUAGGCGAAUUUAUAAUAGCAUUAUUGAUACAUUUGGGAAAUAUGGUGAGCUAGAUGAAGCAUUAAAAGUGUUGGGGAAGAUGCGUAGGGAAGAAAUAGUGCCAGACAUAAUGACAUGGAAUUCUUUGAUCAAAUGGCAUUGUAAGGCUGGGGAUCAUAUGAAGGCGCUUGAUUUGCUUACUGAAAUGCAAGAUCAGGGACUGUAUCCUGAUCCUAAAAUAUUUAUUAUCUUGAUCAGUCAGCUAGGAAAUCUUGGGAAGUGGGAUUUGUUAAGGGAAAAUUUCGAAAAAAUGAAAUACCGAGGUCACAAAAAGAGCGGAGCUGUGUAUGCUGUUCUGGUUGAUAUAUAUGGGCAGUAUGGGAAAUUUCAGGGUGCAGAAGAUUGUAUAUCAGCUCUAAGAGCAGAAGGUGUUCAGAUGUCAUCAAACAUAUAUUCUGUUAUGGCUAAUGCGUAUGCUCAACAGUUUUUCAGGUUUUGUCAGGAUACUUUAGUUCAGGCUAGUGUUAUCCAUGGUCCUCAUGCGAAUUGUGACAUCAACAAUAGAGGAUGUUUGGGCCUGCAAUUUCCUUUACGAUGGAUAGAUCGUAUCCUUACCUGUGCAAUGAGCUUCUAAAUGGUGACUUUUUCGAUACUGCCUACGAUGAUAAUAGUCAUGAGGGUCAUCCUCUCCACUAUGGGGGCUUCCUUGUGGUUUUUGUCAAGAUUUUCUGCCAGCUCUUAGAAAUAUUGAAUGAGUUACAGUUUUACAUGAUAUACGCCCAAGGAGCAGCUUAGGGCCUGAUGUCAUUUGUGCAAAAAAGGGGAUCCCAGACCACCUUGGGAUUUUUGGUGCACCUAGGAAGCCUUUUUCCUCCCUUUCUCUUUCGAGAUUUUGUGGCUUUAUGAGUUUUGAAAGUCCAAAUGAGCUCUUAGCAGAAAUUGAGUCUAGUAAUAAGGGGAUCCUUGAUUACUUCUGGAAGCAACCUUUUUUUUUUUUAUUCUUUUGAAUUCUGUUUUUGAGUAUGCUUUAUACUUUAUAGUGAUCUCCAAAAGCCGCAUGCAAACAGCAAACAUGGAUAUCAUAUUCAUGUAUUUAUGGUGGCUUAUAUAAUUUGCAUUAUACAUCCUUAUUAACUUUUGCUGAGGUUUUCACAUGCAUUCUGGAAGAGUCUCAUGAGUGAGCUCCACUUAUCGAGUGUCAUAAACCUAUAUGUAAUCCAAAUGGCUAAUAUGGAGCCUUGGCAACCAUAAGAGUUCUCAAAAGACUAAUAACUCUUUAAUAGACUUUCCAUCAGCUUUAACAAAAGGUGUCUUAUGCCUUUUGCUCAAUGCUUUUGAGUUUAAGUUUGUUUUCACAGACUAAUUUGAGGUCAUCUGGCAACCUUAAAGAGCUCUCCUCCAAUUUUCAUUUACAUUAACUGCUAGACCUUGAGGGGUCUUUUUUGCGUCAUUAAUAGUGUUUAAACAUGGGUUCAUCCAAAACUUUUUGAGUCUUGUGCUUUGUGCCUAGAUGACCAGUAAUGACCUUAAGUUUAUGCAAGAGUGCUUGAUAAUAUAAGAGACUCUGCAGUUUGGACAUUUCACUAGUGCCAGGAAUGGUUAUGUGCUUUGCCGGAGGCAAUAGAUCUUAAGCAUCACAUUCAUAGACUUGGUUGUCAAUUGGUGAUUUGGUGAACCCAGGAUGUUUUGCUUAACCUUUUUCUAUCAAGCAUGAUUUUUACUCUUUUGAUGGGUCAGGAGCUUUUAGGAAUGUCAAUUGACUACAGCUAUAUUGUCACAUUCUUUCCUCCUUUUCUUUGCCUUUCGAAAAAAGUGAUAUGCUAACUUUCCAGUAUCUUUAUUGUCUUAAGAAAGAACUCGUGAGACACCUCAACUCAUCCUUGACCAAGAUGAUGACCCUAGGAUAACCAAAUCUUGAGCCAUUUAGAACUAUUAACUUAUCGUCUCUCUAAAGCUGUUGUACAAUAAAGGGAAGCUAAUAAAAAAAUUAAUGCUCAAAACCAAGUUGUUAAAGGCCAUACUUGGCAAUAGUAGUGGUGCGUUGGACUUAAAUGUUAUAAUGCUUUUAAGGUAGAACUUUUGAGACAUAAGGCUUGAUGUUGGUGGUCGAUGGUAUUGCUUAAUGAGUGGUCAGGCACUCUCGUUCAUGCUCUAGAAAAGUUGGAUUUUUGUAGUCAGUAGGCCUUCACUUCCAUAUAUACAUAAACUGGAAAGACUUAUUUCCACAACUUACUCUAUGUUAUGGCUUUCACAUAUAAUGGCAUAAGUGACUCUAUGCCCAACAUCAAGGUUCGUUAGACCUACCUUACAUAGAGACAUAAAGAUAAUAAUCUUAUAACAAUAUGAGACAUGUAUGUGGAAUAUGGUUGAUGUUGGAAUAAUUGAAACAUAAGUCUUGAUGAAAUUCUCAAAGGAACACAGAACAGGAAAAGGAAUUGGCCAUCUUGUCCAAAACGGUGAUUAAUAUGCCCGAGUUAUAAGUCAUAUCUGUUCUGGUCAAGUGAAUAAUUCUACAUAAUAGGCUGUGAAGCUAUCUUCUUGUUUAUC